AUGCACGAAUUUCCUGUAUCGCUUGUACGGUCGUUGAUUUUUGAGCAAUUGACGAUGUCAGUGUGUGAUGCUGGUAUACGUGACUCUUUGUAUCUGUUUGAAUAUGUCAACGACAUGAUUGAGAAAUCUACAAACAAGGCCGAGAUGAUCAAGGUGUUUCAAGAAUAUGGAAUUGUAAAGCAGCUCAUCACUAUUUAUUCACGUAGAGAUGUAAAUCUGUAUGAUUAUGGUAGUAACACUAGUAUUGUAAACCUACUCAAAACACUUGUUGAUUUUGCCGACAAUCAUUCCGACAGUUCAAUACGUACCGAGUUGGAUCAAGGCGAGAUGUUUGAAAAUCUAAUGUUUAUUGUAAAAUCGAAUACUACUAAUCACACAAACAAAAGGGUUGCUGGCCAGAUCAUUGAAACGUGUUUCCAGCAUCGGGUUCACGUUGCUAGUUCAAGUAUUCAGCUAUACAAGGACAAUGCCGAAAUUGAUAUGAAGUCUGGAAUGGCCGGAUAUAAACAUGGAAAUGCACGCACACUUGCUCAAAUGCGGUAUGUCCGGUAUCUGCAAUCUAUACUUUGCAAACCCAUGUGGUGGAUCGAUAUCACAAACCAGCAUAUUGUGGAGCAAUGGAGGGCUGACUCACUCGGUCAGAAUAUAUCACCAUCAACAUUUAAUCUUGCAUUGGAACAACUCGGUGUUUUUGUCAAACAGCUUGUUUGUAGUGGCAGUGAUGGAUUUGGCACGAUUGUCCCAGGACCUGUUGAACUGACGUAUAUACUGGACAAUGGCAUACCUGACAAUGUAUACACGCGAUUGAUGACAAAUGUAUCGGAUAUUGAACAUGGAUCAAAUCACAACACUGGUCAAAUGGUGCACAAUCUGAUUGAUGCAUCAAUGUACAGUGUUGUAUAUGGACAAACGAUGAUUGCACCACUGAGUAUACGACUCAAAUACACCACAAUGGUACCAUGCGAUAUAUUGCUAUCGACUCGACUUGUUUCAGAUACGCCCAUCAUUGACAGCAGUCCCAAGUUUAUAUCAUGCAAGUUCCAAUGUCUUCCGAGUGAAUUCCGUGUCGAACAGGAUGGCAGUGUGACCAUCAACUCAUACAUCAACAAUCUGAAUCCGAUAUGGCAUCGAGACAUGUACAAAUGUAUUGCCAAAAUAUUCAAAUGUUUUGUCCCAAUGUUUGAAAGUCUGUUCAGAACGAUGGAUCCAAUGUUCAAGUAUAUUGAUAUUCACAAUGACAUACAGGGAUAUAAACCACCAAACCGAUCAAAUUAUGAUGAUGUGGAGUCAGAGUCAGACCAUGAUGAUAUGGAACUGGAUACUCAAGUCAUUCGUCCCGUGUAUGUACCAACACUUCCGGAACAUUUUGAAUCCAGUUAUGAAUUAGCAAAGCCAGUGUCACUGCGUGGUCGUAAUCUACAAGUCAUUGUCAAACUCACCAACAUUCAACUGACACCAUCCAAACCUAAAUACGACGAGGGAAACUGGCACAAUGAAUGUCCAAUUAACGAAUCGAUUGUUGCAGUUGGACUGUAUUACUACGACGUGGAAAAUAUCACCACACCCAAACUCGAUUACCGCGUGGCUGUUGAUCGUUUUGGAUAUGGAGCGGCAUCUAAUAUGUAUUGGAAAGAUGUGUACGGCAUUAUUAAUCGAAAAUCGCUACAGAAUCAGUAUAUAGGAUCGCUUGAAGUAUCAAAUGGUCGAUGUGCAGUUUAUCCCAAUCGAUACCAACACAAAGAACAAUCAUUUGAACUUGCAGAUCCAACUCAACCAGGACAUUGCAAGAUUCUGACAUUUUUUGUAGUAAAUCCAUCUUGUCGGAUUGUUUCGACUGCGCAUGUGGCUCCACAACAACCACAAUGGUACAACUCGAGUCUUGACAAGGCACACGUACCGCCUGAACUGUGGAAUGAUAUCACGCAGUAUAUUCAAGGUGUUCAAUCACCAACUGAAGCCAAACACUAUCGAGAUGAAUUGACAAGCGACCGAAUUCAAAUCACAGCGGCAUACAACAAAGACAUAUAUGAGCGGGUGUAUAAUCUUGAUCGUUGGUGA
This is a messenger RNA of Batrachochytrium dendrobatidis JAM81, 2058 nucleotides long. RefSeq lists its product as uncharacterized. The transcript has a single exon. The coding region runs from base 1 to 2058 and encodes 685 amino acids. NCBI's taxonomy places the organism in Eukaryota, Fungi, Chytridiomycota, Chytridiomycetes, Rhizophydiales. The record is from RefSeq and is a predicted model, not a curated record.